Myxocyprinus asiaticus (Chinese sucker) is the source of this 590-nucleotide messenger RNA. It is a transcript of the gene ndufb6, whose product is annotated as NADH:ubiquinone oxidoreductase subunit B. The coding region runs from base 99 to 488 and encodes 129 amino acids. Lineage: Eukaryota; Metazoa; Chordata; Actinopteri; Cypriniformes; Catostomidae. The transcript is spliced from 4 exons. The record is from RefSeq and is a predicted model, not a curated record. Gene Ontology annotation, biological process: mitochondrial electron transport, NADH to ubiquinone; mitochondrial ATP synthesis coupled electron transport.
CGAACGCUCUUAGUUCGUGUUGCACACUGGGAGGUUUGUCCUUUUAGAUGUCAUUGUUGUAAAGUGUGUGUUAGUUGGAAAGUAGCAGCAUAAUCAGGAUGUCUGGAUACACAGCGGAUGAAAAACUCCGCUAUGAGCAGUUAAUAAAGCUGCGGCGACAGUGGCUGAAAGAUCAGGAGCUCAGUCCUCGAGAGCCCGUCACUGCACCCAAAACACCCGGCCGGGUCGCCCGAUUCUGGGCUGGAUUCCUGGAGCCAAAGACUCUCUGGAGAUUAUAUACAUUUAAAGCCUAUAAUGCCAGUGUGUUUGCCAUCACGCGAAUUCUGAUCCCAGCCUGGAUUGUGCAUUACUACAUGAAGUACCACGUCGCUAAAAUGCCAUAUGGAAUUGUUGAGUUAAAACCCAGGCUGUUUCCUGGAGACACCAUUAUGGAAACAGGAGAAGUUGUUCCAGAUCUUCCUGAAGCAGAGAGUCAUGGUCAUCAUUGAAGAUCCAAGUUAAUAUUCAGUAUAAACAUGUUCAUCUGCUCCUAUUGUAAAAUUGAUGCACUUGUGUGUAUACUAUGUCAAUAAAGAUUAUUACUGAUUCUG